UCUUACACGUUGUAACAAGAAGUACUUGUCGUUGGAUAAACUACAUAUAUUCCCUUGAAAUAAAUAUAAUAGAAGCCAUAUAUUAAAAAUGAGUGACGAUGAUUCAAAAAACUUACCGCAUGUGUACGAAAACUAAGUAUUUUGCAGUGCCUACCGUGUCAGGUAACUUAACUACGAAUAGAGGAAUCGGCACUGAUACAUCCAGUUCUGACAUAUCCAUGGGUUCAAUAGGAAAGGAAGAUUCCACCGAAAGUAAGGAUCCUUUGAUAUCGUGUGUGAGUAAGAGGAAGAGUGACGAAACCUCUAGUUCUGACAGUCCAGCAUCGGAUUCAAGAGAAGUAGAAAACUCCAACGAGGACUUACCUAUGGAAUCACCUACGGACUCGAUAGGAAGGAAUAACUUCAACGAAGAUGACGCAAAUAUCAAAUUACCUGCGAAUAAAAGGGUUUGUCACGAUAACUCAACUUCUGAUAUCUCAACAACAGAUUCAAUUGAAAGCAAAAAUGCCGGUGAAACCCCUACUUACGCGAAUAUACCUAAGGGUACGUGCGAUACUUCUGAUGUCUCAACAGUAGAUUCAAUUGAAAGUAAAAAUGCCGUUGAAAACCCUAUAUACGCGAAUAUUCCUAUAAGUUCAAGCGAUACUUCUGGCUCCAACUAUGUUGCAAUUGAUAAAAUAAAAAGGAAAAGUACCGAUAAAGCAACAACAUCCAGAGAGGCCAAAUUAUCACCGAAAUCAACCACUGAUAGAAUUCUCCUUGCUAUAAAAGAUAUUUCAGACAGCCAGAAAAGAGUUGAAGAGCGGUUGUCAGUAAUUGAGAGCUCGAUUUUAAUUAACCGCGAAUUAGAGAAUGAACACUACCGUAACCUGGAAAUAGAUCACACAGUGAUUAAACGAAAUCAAGCGACUUUGUCAGCAAAAAUGGAUAAUGUGGGAAACAGUCUCACUAUAAUAGGCGAUCAUUUGACACUUGAAAGAAAUGAAUUCUAGAAAAAAUACAAUUUCUAAAAAGCUUGAACAUAUCAUAAGAAAACUGAAACCUAUACAUACAUUCAUUCUAUUCAUGAAAUAUGAAAGUCUGAUUUAAAUCGUGAAUAGAAUAAUAAACUUGAUAAAUAACGGGCACUCUAACAUUCAUAUAUAUUCAACACAUGCUGUGAAAUUACUUUUUUGUAUUGUAAAUACUGACGACUUUAUGGACAUAAGUGGAAUAUUAAUUUGUAAAUCUUUAUUUUAUUUUAUUUGUAUUUAUUAUGUGUAAAAUCACCAUCCACAUCAUUAUAUUGUAUUAUGAAAACAAAAAUGUAAAUACCAACUUAUUUAUAUUCAAGUAACCACAACGAAAAGUACUAUUUUUCAAAAGAUUUUAUUAUUUUAAAAAUACGUAAUGACUGAAAAUCUAGUACAAACAUACAUAUGU
Molecule: messenger RNA, 1422 nt
Organism: Ceratitis capitata (Mediterranean fruit fly)
Lineage: Eukaryota; Metazoa; Arthropoda; Insecta; Diptera; Tephritidae
Product: dentin sialophosphoprotein
Exons: 7
Coding region: 99-992 (297 amino acids)
Source: RefSeq, a predicted model, not a curated record